CAGCAGCGAUGAUCAUGAAGACAAGUCCGACUCGGAUGACGAUGACAUCGAGGCUCAAAUCAGAAAGGAGGUCGAAGGACUAAAGCCCAGCGCGAGCAAGUCCCGUCCGUUCCAUGCUAUCAGGAUGGACCUGCCAUGUUUGUCAUUUGUACGAUUCGACAAAUCCAUUGAUCCCGAGAAAAUGGUUCACCAGCUUUGCACUGAAGCCUCUGCCAACCCUGAAAAGAAGCGAUCCAGAUGGAUCCAACGCAUGACUCCUGCAAUUUCUGUUCGCAAAACUCUCAGUGUCGACCUGGAGGCCUUUGCGCGGGAAAUCCUCAAGCCUCAUUUCCAUUCUGGGGGACCCCCUAAGAAGUACGCCAUUCGACCUGUGGUGAGAAGCAACAAGAAGUUCAACCGCGACGUCGUCAUUAAAACCGUUGCGGAUGUCGUGGGACCCGAGCAUCCUGUUGAUCUUACGAACUACGACUUAAUCAUCCUUGUCACAGUUAUCCAGAACGUAAUUGGCAUGAGCGUUGCCGGGAGCGACUACGAUCGGCUAAAGAGGUAUAAUUUGGCCGAGUUGUACGAUCCAGCACCAGCAUCUGAGCCCGCCGAAACCCAGGCCUGAGCCCACUAGGUAAAGUUUGGGAUAUAUUCACUUCUUGAAUUUCUUCUCUUGGAUCAUGAAUAAUCUCUGGCUGCACCUCGCAGCCGAUGAUAGCAAAAAGUAAGAAAAGUGUAUAUACAGAGUUCGUGGUGUCCUUACCAUCCAUCGACCUUCCCAUAGAAUCAUCCGGCAACGCGCCACAUAAUCUCGAUAGCAUAUCCAUGGUGUGCAGGAAACCCCUUCGGCCCGGUGUGCUGUAAUCAAGGUAUAGGAGGUUCAAGCGGGGGAGAGCUUGGUUCCCCCGUCUCCCCGCCGCAGGGACGGUCCGCCUGGUAGAUAGCCUGAUUCAAGAAGGGGAAGAACAGGGUCGUCCAAAGUUUCCCAGACACCACAAUGG
Messenger RNA from Aspergillus sclerotioniger CBS 115572, 986 nucleotides. Its product is annotated as THUMP domain-containing protein. Gene Ontology annotation, molecular function: RNA binding. Gene Ontology annotation, biological process: tRNA modification. The record is from RefSeq and is a predicted model, not a curated record. The transcript is spliced from 4 exons. The coding region runs from base 182 to 610 and encodes 142 amino acids. Lineage: Eukaryota; Fungi; Ascomycota; Eurotiomycetes; Eurotiales; Aspergillaceae.